GAGCCUUUUUGAUAUCGAGGACUAGGAUGGGGCCGCCAUCGUUCGCGCUGGAAUCGAUUUCCCUAAUGCAGCGCAGCUCAUCUGCUCCGGCUAGCUAGGCUAGCUGUCGCUAGUGUUGCUCCGUCGUUUCGUUUUGUCGCAGCACAGCUAGCGCGAGAGCUGAGUUUCGUCAGGUAUUUCCAUUUAGCUGUGUAUGUUAUCGCCAACUUACAAAAAACGGUGGAUGCCUGUUUAUUCUGAUCAUUGUUUUCCGUUUAAGUUAACGAUAUUUAUGUUAGACUGUCAAAAUGAACAAGUCAUGUGCAAGAUGUGAAAGGACUGUUUAUCCAGUGGAAAUGCUGAAAUGUUUGGAUAAGAGUUGGCACAAGGGCUGUUUUACCUGUGAAGCAUGUGGAAUGACCCUGAACAUGAAGAACUACAAAGGUUACAACAAGCUUCCAUAUUGCCAUGCUCACUAUCCAACAACAAAGUUUACCGCUGUUGCAGAUACCCCUGAAAACAGAAGACUUGCAAAGAAUACAAAAGCUCAGAGUCAGGUUGAGUAUCAGAAACAGUUUGUUCAAGAAAAGGGCAUGAAGAUAUCAGUGGCUGAUGAUCCUGAGACAAUGAGAGCCAAACAGAAUACCCAGAAUCAGAGUUCAGUUCUCUACACAGGACAGCUUCAGCAGAGAGAACAGAGUGAACUACAUCGUCCACCUCCAGAAACUGGCACAGUUCGCAAAGGGAACAUUCAUGUGAGGCAAAAUAACAUUCAAAGUGUGCCUGAUCCCUCCCAGUUGCCUGUCACCCAUCAUUAUCAACCACCAACUUCGCCUGAUGAUUACGAUCCUGUUCAUCAAUUUGAAUCAGUAACAGGAUUUAGCUUCACACCAUAUUCUGGACCACCAGGCAAGCAGCAGGCAGUUGGAUCAUUGUUUGAUAGUAAACCACAGACGGUCCAAUCACCACCACCGGCUGGUCAGAUGAGCAAAAAAUACUGUGCUAUCUAUGACUACACGGCUGCAGAUCAAGAUGAGGUGUCGUUUAGAGAAGGUGACCUGGUCAUCAAUUGGCGACAUAUUGAUGAGGGUUGGAUGACAGGAACAAUUGAAAGGACUGGCCAGACAGGAAUGCUCCCAUCUAACUAUGUACAGCUUGUAUAGUCUUAUUGUGUCCUCAUCUCUAUCUUCACAAUGCAAAUUUAUCAAAGUCAUUGUUAAUGUAGUUUUCAUAUUUGAUAAAAUAAAGCCAACCAGACAUGAAUGAGAAGAGGUGUUAACUAGCAACCAAAAUAGAAUAUUCAGUAAAUAUUAGGGCCUACAGUACAACUCAAUUCAUGGUAUGUGCCAUUUAUUAUUUGCAACUCAUUAUCGGUAUGACUUGAUAUUAAAGAAAAUAAAAGCCAUUUGCAAAUAAUUGGAAAGCCCCUUUAGGCUAACAGUAAUCCAAUAGUAGAUAUACUGACCAUGUCUUUAUAACAUUUUCCUGCCCUGAUUUCUUGUGAAACACAAGAUUAUUGCCUGCAUGAUAAUGUGUGUCGAAACCAGGGUACGUGUGUGUAUUGUAGAUGCACAAAGCACUACUUUGCCAACGGGCCCACCACAUUAAAAUGAAAUUAACAUGUUUUCACAUGACUUUCAAGCUGUUUAAGAGGUUAUUUCUAAAAACAAUCAAUAUGAUAAUGUAAAAACAAAGAACCACUCUCAUUUUCUAGCUAAAUACUCAAUGGAAGUUAUUAUCAGUGAAACCCUUCAAUAGUCUUAUAAUGGAAAAAAGAGUUUCGGUUUGUGCUGUGGGAUAAAGUAGAAAGUAUUUAUAAAGUGAAAGUAAUGCUCUUUCAUUGAAAAUCAUAUCUAUUUCGAGAACAGUAACAGCUUAUUCAGACAUGGCAUAGUAGAGUCUAGUAUAAACAAAGCUACGCAAUAUUUUCUGACACAAAGUCAAUGAGAUUUGAAGCAAUGAUAUUGCAUAGCAAUUACAGACCUCCCAACUGUCCUGCUUUUGGGGUUACCUUCCCGCCAUUAUGAUUAAUUAAUUAUCCUUCUAAAUUGACAUUUCCAAUACUGUGCGUGUAUUGUGCAUGCCUGUCAACUUUUCUGUUUUAAUAUACAAUAUUUGUGAACCAAUCGGCGCACCAUAGCAUGAGAUUGCUUCAAUACAGCUCUGCAGCGUAUGUAGUGGGAGCAGCGCUUUCCCGCAUACACGUGCAUUUAUUGUCCUGCCAUGGUGCUUACUAUACAUUACCUGCAUGUAUAUGCACGGUGUAUAGCUCCGCUUACCACAUGGCGCGCCAUACGAGAAAAGAUUUUUACAGCGUGCGCAAUGCUUUAAUUUGGUGUAGACUGUGUAUGGGGUUGCAAUCUCUACACAGUAUCAGACAGAGUAAGGUUUUGCCGGCACUAGACCCCUGGGAUCUCAUUGUUUGUGCAUACUGUGGUCAAUACAACACCUACCAGGUUAUCUUUUUUAUUUACUGUGCCAAAUCUUUGGAACAGCAUUAUUCACAGAAUAUAUUAAAGCUUGUUUGUGGAUAAUCAAAGGAAAAGUAAAUUUCUUGCCAUUGCAUUUGCAUUGAAUAUUUGCAGCCAUUGUAUUCUGACUUAUUUUUGUACAUAUAUAAUAUAGAGUUAGAUACAUAUUCUUAUAGUAUUCAAUAUUAAUACAAUUUGUUUAUAGAAUAAACUUCAAAGAACAAAUUAAGUCAUUAUCAACAACAGGGUGCUUGCUAUCUCGAUAUAAUUUCCUUCCUUGCAAAAUGAAAAGGGAUACAUUUGCUUUAUGAAAGGCAGGAAAUAAACAAAAAUUAUUGUGACUCAUCCCUCAUAAAUUGACAUGUCUAAUACAUUUGUGAGCUCUUUAGUAAGUAAGGAAUUUGUCCAUUCUACUUCAUAUCAAUAUUGUUAAUUUCAUACUAAAUAGAAUAUAUCUCUAUUUUGUUUGAACCAUCCGCCAGUAUUGCAAUAAAAAUAAAUAAAAAUAAAGUCACAUUCUGGAUGGACAUUGUCUUGUCGUAAAAGCUAUUAAAAUCAUUUUCAAUUCUUUUGUGGAUGUCUAUUCUCGAUAUCUUCCUCAUAUAAGUACUACCAUACUUUUUAAUCUGGCAUGGAUUACUUUCAUCAGUCAUUUGUUAUUAUGCAUGUAUAUCAGGAUUUGUUUCUCUUCUUUAUGUAUAGAUUUUGUUGUCUCUUCUACUACCGUAUGUAAAUAGAUGUUUAGAUUAGAUAUGGUUAUAAGUAUUCAAAGACAACUCUCUGAUUUCAAAAUGAAAUCAUGUAUUUAACAUGCUUUCUUUUGGUUAAUGUGAUUUACAUGUCCUUUGUAAAUAUGGGUUAAAAGAACACAGUUUAGAUUACUUCCCAGUUUUGAAGUGCAACAUGGAUUUGGAAGAUGAUGUAGAAAAGAUUCCCCAUCCCAUCUUUACUCCUCUUGAGUCUUGAUUUUUCAAGUUUGCGAGACUCUUUUAUGUACUCAUAUAAAUUAUUGUGAGUCAUGACAGAUAGGAAAUUGAUUUUUAAAGAGACUUAUCUUUUAAGUAAAAAAAGGGAGAUAUAUCAUCUACAUGUUUAUGUACACAUAUGUAAUUUGCUCUUGAUGUACAGUAAUGUAUGGCAUGUGAGUCUGAGAAUAAAAUGAUUACUGAUAUAUCAGUAUUGAAUCCCCCCCCCCUCUACAAAAAACCUACAAAAACUCUUGAAAAUGUUUGAAAGCAAAUUUUACUUGAAAUCAAUCCAGAUAUAAUAUAAGUGAUUAAUUUUAUUAUCAUUUUAUAAUCAUAUUAAUUUCAUAAUCUUUAAAACCAACACUCAAGCUUAUUCAACAAUUGAGAGAGAAGAAAUGCAGCUAGGUGUUGAUAAUAUAUUUGUAUAUAGCUGGACUUCCUUUUUUUUCAUUAUCACAAUGAAAUUAUAGUAUAUACCUGUGUGUUACUGCUUUUUGUAUCCCAUUAUGUAAUUUCUCGAUGAAAUGAUGGCAAACAUACACAUUUUAGGAAACUGCAUUGCAACUAUUUUUGAAUCAUGAUUUUUUUUUUGAAACAGUAUACAUUAAAAUACAUUUUUAUCCAACUGGAA
Lytechinus pictus (painted urchin) is the source of this 4049-nucleotide messenger RNA. Its product is annotated as LIM and SH3 domain protein 1-like. NCBI's taxonomy places the organism in Eukaryota, Metazoa, Echinodermata, Echinoidea, Temnopleuroida, Toxopneustidae. Bases 288 to 1142 code for a protein of 284 amino acids. Gene Ontology annotation, cellular component: focal adhesion. Gene Ontology annotation, molecular function: actin filament binding. The transcript is spliced from 8 exons. The record is from RefSeq and is a predicted model, not a curated record.